This is a messenger RNA of Raphanus sativus (radish), 2044 nucleotides long. RefSeq lists its product as uncharacterized. The record is from RefSeq and is a predicted model, not a curated record. Gene Ontology annotation, biological process: regulation of DNA-templated transcription. The transcript is spliced from 5 exons. Bases 1496 to 1879 code for a protein of 127 amino acids. Gene Ontology annotation, molecular function: protein binding; transcription coregulator activity. Gene Ontology annotation, cellular component: histone deacetylase complex. NCBI's taxonomy places the organism in Eukaryota, Viridiplantae, Streptophyta, Magnoliopsida, Brassicales, Brassicaceae.
UCACGUAGCAGUAUAGUAAUCUCACCUUUUAUAAAGAUAACUGUUUGUUCCAAAGCAACUUUGAACGAACAACUUGGAGUUUUUCAAUAUUUCUUCUGUUUUUAAUAGAUAACGUUUAGUAAUUUACCCAUAGAUUAAGAAAAUUAUUAAUUAUGUAUCCAUACUUUAAUAAACCUAGUUUACCAAAUAUGCUAAUGAAUUUCAUAUGUCUUAGGCUAGAAUUAACUUUAUACCAUGAUUUUUGUGGUGUCAAAUGACACCGUAUUCAGUAACGUGGAUCUGUUACUGAUUAAUGAGUAUAACUUGUUUUCCAGUUUAUUGGUGGCAGUAUUCAAAAAAAAUUGUUAGGUAAAUACUUAGAAUAUCAGAAGCACAUUUUUUGGGGGUCCUUAGAAGUUUCCGGGGGAAGAGAGGACCCACAAAAACUUAAAAACUGGUCACAAAAGAUAUGAGCUAAGGAUUGAUUUUUUUGGGAAGGGGGAUUUGCACUAUUUGCGGACUCCACCGAUGCGUGGCAAUUCGUGAUUGGUAUACUUUUUAAUUUUUUUUUGUUUAAUGAAAAAAGUUAAGAAAAAAGUUAAGAAAAAAAGUUAAGAAAUUUUUAAUGGGUUUUAGAGAUAAUCAUGAUCUUAGUUAGUCGGUCUACACGUUUACGAAUUAUAUCAAUAUACUAUAUAAUAUAAUAGGUUGAAUAUCAUGAUUUACCCCUUAUAAAUAAGAAUAUUCAUAUUGUUUACUCUCGUAUUGAUUAAUAUAAUAGGUUGAAUAUCUGUACAAUAUAUUAAUUAUUUAUAGCUAUUAAUUACUUUUUAUUUAUUAUAUAAUAAUAAUUGUCUAUGCGGUUUAUAACUACAGAGUAUAGCGUCUAGAACCAUUUUUAAACACUGAUUGGUGGACUAGUGAUCAAGACUUAUGGGAUUCAAUCGACAAAGGUUUGAAAAAAAAAUAUUUAGAUCAGUAAAAAUUAUUCUCUCCGUUCCCAGCAAAUAGUUUAUACUAGAAAUUUUGAAUAUUAAUAUAUUAGAUUUAUAUAAUAAUUUCUUAUUUCACUCCUCCAUAUUGAUAAGAGUUAACUAGGACGAAAUUCCUAAAUACAUAAUGUUAGAAAUAAGGUUCUACUAUAUGUUUUUUUGCGUAUAUUAAUAGAUGCUGCAAAAUAUUUUUUUGAUAAAACAUCUAAUUUAAUGGAAUGGAAAAAAUCUUCCCAUUUUUUUGAUAGGACUCAUCAGCAGAUUCUUUCUGAAUGCGUAGGAUCGAGGAACUCCUCUCUCCCGAUCUCUAUAAACUGAGAAAAAAAUUAAGCAAAUGGUCAAAAAAUUGGAAGAAGAAAGCAUUUGUUUAACUUACUCUCCAAGGCAGCCAUGUCUAUAAGGUUUUGACGAAUGGAAUCGAAGUGAAGCUGCAGAGGAACGCGCUUAGUGUCAUUGAAGCUCCUACAGGGAAUGAAGAAGACGAUGAUUUAGAAGUUGAGCAUACGCAAUGGAACCCCUCUGAUAUGACAUGUGAAGACACUUUGAAACCUCACAAGUCGAAGCAAAGAAGAUACAGAUCAGCGCGGUUAUCACAUAAGGCGAUGUGCAGGGCCUUGUCUUGUGACUCACACUCGAAAAGCUCGAGUGUUACUCCUCGUGUGAACAUGGUGGAUGCACUUCCCAACCCGUCAAAGGAGCAGCUACUUGAGAUUGUUCAGAGACACUUCAUGUCACAGGAGAUGGAUGAGCUUCAGGUUAUUAUGGGAUUCGUUCAAGCGGCCAAAGGAAUGAAGAAAGCUUGCUGGUGGAAAUCAAGAGAACACCAGAACACAAUGAACUUAACUGCAACAUCUAGAGCUCUUAGAUGGACUAACAGACGGGUACAUAUUUUUAAACCGUGGCAUUAAAAGGGUGAUUUGAUUAGUUGUUAAGCCUCGGUCUCUUUUGAGUUUUGAGUGAACAGUAGAUGUUAUUGCUUACUCAUGUAAGUAGUAGUGCAUCAAGAAGCAAUGGCCUAAAAUCAAAGAAGCCCUUCUAAUCUCUAAUCAAGCAUCCACCUUUAAACAAAUAAU